Molecule: messenger RNA, 432 nt
Organism: Telopea speciosissima
Lineage: Eukaryota; Viridiplantae; Streptophyta; Magnoliopsida; Proteales; Proteaceae
Product: protein FAR1-RELATED SEQUENCE 3-like
Exons: 1
Coding region: 1-432 (143 amino acids)
Source: RefSeq, a predicted model, not a curated record
AUGGAUCAAAAUGAAAUUGGUUCUAGUGAUGUAUUUAAUGAUGAGAUGGAUAGUGAUAGCACCUCAAGUCAAGAAGAAAAUGAUAAUCAUAAUGGUAAUACUAGUAUGGAAGAAGAAGAAAACAAUUCUUUCCAAAGUGAUGAGAGUAACUCUUACAACACAUCUUCUGAGAAUGAUUUAGUUGAUGAGUUUAAUGAGGAAGAAGGCUUGGAGGAUUUGGGUUUGGAUGGAGAUGAAAACAGUUCACAAGCGAGAAGUAUCAUUAAUGAUUUGGAGCCUUUUGUUGACAUGCAAUUGCAGGCUGAUGAUGAAGCAUAUACUCAUUAUAACAAAUAUGCAAAGGAGAUGGGCUUUUCAGUUCGGAAAUAUGGGGCGUUGCACUCAAGAGUUGAUAAUCAUGUCAUAGUAAGAUACUAUGUAUGUUCAAAUUAA